Messenger RNA from Grosmannia clavigera kw1407, 2811 nucleotides. Its product is annotated as alpha beta hydrolase fold family. The transcript is spliced from 2 exons. Lineage: Eukaryota; Fungi; Ascomycota; Sordariomycetes; Ophiostomatales; Ophiostomataceae. The coding region runs from base 1 to 2811 and encodes 936 amino acids. The record is from RefSeq and is a predicted model, not a curated record.
AUGGACGACUCCUUUGGCCCAAACAGCCCCCCUAUCCCGCGACAAGCACAUCAGCACUCUCGGCGCAAGGCCAUACACAACGUACAAGAUAUUGCAUCGCCUUCUUCUGCCUACAGUCGCGGGCUGCCGUCAUCCUAUGAAACUGCGAUUUCCUCAGCAUCUCCCGAGGUCAUCUCCUCACUUAUAACAAGUCUCUGCGUUAUCUCGAAGCCUACCAACGCCCAGCACGACGUGUCUCAUAAUUCUUUGCAACCACUCUCUUUCUCCAGCGUAGGCCUACUCUCGCCCGAUAGUGGCUCGUUCGGCGUGGACUACGGCGCCUAUUCGAAUACCGCGAUGGCAAGCAUGCCGGACAGGAACGUUUCUCUGGACGAGCUUGCCGCCAGCCCACCUGUCAUCCGAACUGCGAAACCGCCCAGCGGCUUCUCGCCUCUCACAGCACCCAAAUCUCCGGUGCGUGAGACGUCGUCUUCUGGCGGGCUCAAGUCCCUGCUGUCGGGCCGCACAUCCUCCCGACCGUCCUCCAAAGGCUCGGUAGCAUCACGCGAUGCUGACACCCAGAGCAUUGGUAAUCUGUCGGUCGAGCGCGGGGCCGUGUCGCCCAUACCUGAGCUGAGGAGAAGAUCCUCCCACGACAGUUGGGGAAAGAAAACAGCACGGUCUCAGAAAGGCUUGAUGUACAUGAGCAGCAAAGAGCGCCUGCGCGAAAAAGACGCGGAGAAGAAACGGAUCAGCAUAGGAGCUGUCGGGACCGACCGGUUGAGCUCUUCUGGUGCCAUUUCCCCGCGGACUGACGCAUUCUUGGCCGAAGAGCCCAUUAGUGAAGAGUCGCACCACGAUUUGCACCUCGACUCGCCCCGCCUGGCAGAUCCGCGAGGGUCUGUAGACAACGGGGGGGCGCCGAGUACUCAUGUCAUCCCUAUUCGUGACUCUAGCCUCCGCAAGACGAGUUCGAACGGGAAGAGAUCCUCGCGACGCUCUUCAAGACACAAGAACGAGCCUUCAACAACCGACAUAAUCCAAGAAACCGACGAGCAUCACAUGUACGGGUCGAGUGACGGCUACAACCAGCCCGGCCUCGCAAGGAGGAGCACCCAGCCUGCAAGAGGCAGAAUGUCUCCCAUGCCGAUGGGUGGUGAAGAGCCGGCGGUGCAACCCAGCCGACAGAGCAGACCGAGUGACCGUGAGCCCGAACCGAGAUCAUUCUCCCUGACGGGGUCCUCUAGGCAGUAUAGCGACAUUAAUUAUGCGAGGGAGGAUGAUCCUGAAGAUGGUGCGCCUUUUCCUGCCGUUUCGCAAGGACGCCAUCGUUACGGCUCAAACAUGCUUGAUCCUAGCGAGGGCAAGACGAAGCGAAAUAGCAAGCUGAAGCGCCUUUCGGGCCCGCUGAGCCCCCGAAUCGACGACAAGGGGGCUGCGGCAGACAGUUCGAAAAAGGACAGACCAUCUAUCGAGGAUACGCAUGUCGCGUAUGAACGUCCUGGUAGCGCAGACAGCGUCGACGAUGCCGUUGGGGCUUACCUGUGCUCGCCGCGCUUGUCGCAGAAGAUCCGGCAUCCGCAGACUGGUCGCAUAAUCUCCUUUUCGGAGGUGGGAGACAGCGACGGGUCGGCUGUGUUCUGCUGCGUUGGUAUGGGGCUGACACGGUACAUUACUGCGUUUUAUGACGAGCUAGCCUUGACGUUAAAGCUACGUCUAAUCACCCCUGAUCGGCCGGGUAUUGGAGACAGCGAGCCGUAUGCGGACGGCACUGCCACUCCGUUGGGCUGGCCAGAUGACGUGUAUGCGAUUUGCCAGGCCCUGAAGAUCACAAAGUUCUCCAUACUCGCCCACUCGGCUGGAGCCAUUUACGCGCUGGCAACGGCGCUGCGCAUGCCCCAGCACAUUCGAGGGCGUAUUCAUUUACUGGCGCCGUGGAUUCCUCCGUCGCAAAUGUCCGUCUUUGGAGCCUCUGCGCAAACGCCCCUGCCUCCGACAAAUGCAAUCCCCACAUCGCAGCGGAUUCUGCGGGCGCUUCCGACCCCUAUCUUGAAGGCGGCCAACUCUAGCUUUAUGAGUGCGACGAGCAGCUCGAUCACGUCAAGCCUGCCAAAGACGCCAAAGCGGAAGCGGAAGUCGAAUGCCAACCUUGCGAAAGAAAGGGAGAAGGAUGCGCACAAGAACCAUCCGCUACCAACGGACAACAAGGAAAACGUUGCAGGCCAGACGCAUGCGCACAAAGACCAGGCCGGCUUAGAGGAUAUGGACCGUAUCCGGCCCCGCGGAACGCGAUCCAACUCGACGGCAGGCAUGGCUGCGGCCUCAGAUCCGUCUGGCCACAGGAGAGGCCCAUCGGCCGUCGGACACAUGUCGCGCGAGUCGGCCGUGAUAGCAGCAGCAGCCAGCGCGAUCGCCGAACGGGAGCGGCAGGCGGUCUACGACACCCGUCUGACACACGCCAUCUGGGAGCUCGCUACAACGGGGGCCAACCCGGCGGUAGACCUGCUGGUGUGCCUCGAACGGCGGCACACGAUUGGCUUCCGCUAUGUAGACAUCACCCGGCCCGUGAUUAUCCACCACGGAUCCCGUGAUGCCCGUGUGCCGGUGGAAAAUGUGCGGUGGCUGGGCAAGACAAUGCGCCGCUGCGAAGUGCGGGUGCUGGAGGGCGAGGAGCAUGGGCUGAUGGCCAGUGCAUCAGUCAUGGGCGGAGUGUUGAUGGAGAUUGCGAAAGAGUGGGAAGAUUGGGGACGUCUGACCGGAGCGUCUGGUCACAGGCGCGAGGGUACGCGUGAUGAGCGUGGCCGCCGUGGGACUGUCGGCAUGGCUCACUGA